Cyprinodon variegatus (sheepshead minnow) is the source of this 761-nucleotide messenger RNA. RefSeq names its product heat shock 70 kDa protein 12A-like. NCBI's taxonomy places the organism in Eukaryota, Metazoa, Chordata, Actinopteri, Cyprinodontiformes, Cyprinodontidae. The transcript is spliced from 2 exons. The record is from RefSeq and is a predicted model, not a curated record. Bases 1 to 663 code for a protein of 220 amino acids.
AUGUUUCAGCAGGACUAUGAAACGAUUAACUUCACUGCUCAUGAAGUCCUGGAAGGAGGAGUCCUGCAGAAGCUGUUUGAGUUCCCUGGAAAUGAAAAAGGGGGAAAAAAUGUGCUCAAUAAAUUUAAACAAUUCCUGGGAGAAAUAUUCUGUGACGGAGUCUGGGAGGAAUUUGAAGAAAAAUAUCAGAGUGAGGUUCAAAUGAUGCUAAAUGAUUUUACCUGUUUAAAACAGGUAGAUGAUGAGAAUCCGAUCACAUGUCCAACUAGCCUAGUAGACCUGGCCGAGAAAAAGAAAGACAUUGAAAUGUUCUUUGAAUCAGUAGAAGGAGCUUCCUGGGAUGAAGGAACCAUCAGAAUCACCAGAGAGAAACUGAUGUCUUUCUUUGCUGAGACUCUGCAGGGCAUCACUGAGAGCCUCAGAGAAAUAUUUACCAGACAUCAUAGCAUUGGGUCUAUUGUGUUAGUGGGGGGGUUGGCUGAGAGCCAGAUAAUACAUCAGCACAUCAUUGAUCAGUUUGGACAUCAGUAUAAAGUCAUGGUUCCUCUCAGACCCCAGGAAGCUGUCCUGAAAGGAGCUGUAGAGCUGGGGAGAAACCCCCAGUGGGUGGAGUCUAAGAAAAAAGGCCCAGCUUGGUUAAAAUGUUUAUCUGAGAAAUUUUAAAGAAUGAAAAAUCAGGGAACAUCUUUUACAUUCUGGGUAAAAUCCACAAUAUUCCCAUAGUGGGGCAAUAAAGGCAUUUUUCUAUUUUUAUUCUAAAG